Messenger RNA from Arvicola amphibius (Eurasian water vole), 1104 nucleotides. Its product is annotated as myeloid leukemia factor 2-like. The coding region runs from base 1 to 744 and encodes 247 amino acids. Lineage: Eukaryota; Metazoa; Chordata; Mammalia; Rodentia; Cricetidae. Gene Ontology annotation, biological process: regulation of DNA-templated transcription. Gene Ontology annotation, cellular component: nucleus; cytoplasm. The transcript has a single exon. The record is from RefSeq and is a predicted model, not a curated record.
AUGUUCCGCUUCGUGAGGGACGUGGAGCCUGAAGAUCCCAUGUUCUUGAUGGACCCCUUCGCCAUUCACCGCCAGCACAUGAGCCGCAUGUUGUCAGGUGGCUUUGGCUACAGCCCCUUUCUUAGCAUCACAGAUGGUAAUAUGCCAGCAACCAGGCCCGCCAGCCGCAGGAUGCACGCUGGGGCUGUCUCUCCCUUUGGGAUGUUGGGAAUGUCUGGUGGCUUCAUGGACAUGUUUGGGAUGAUGAACGACAUGAUUGGGAACAUGGAACACACGGCCGCGGGAGGCAACUGCCAGACCUUUUCUUCCUCCACCGUCAUCUCCUACUCCAACACUGGGGACGGAACCCCGAAAGUUUACCAGGAGACAUCUGAGAUGCGCUCUGCUCCAGGCGGGAUCCGGGAGACAAGGAGGACUGUCCGGGACUCAGGCAGUGGUGUAGAGCAGAUGUCCAUCGGCCAUCACAUUCGGGACAGGGCUCACAUCCUCCAGCGCUCCCGAAAUCACCGCACAGGGGACCAGGAAGAACGGCAGGACUACAUCAACCUGGAUGAAAGUGAGGCCGCGGCCUUUGAUGAUGAAUGGCGAAGGGAGACAUCCCGAUUCAGGCAGCAGCGUCCUCUGGAGUUUCGACGGCUUGAGGCAUCUGCGGGUGGAGGACGAAGGGGCGAGGGGCCUCCCCGCCUGGUUAUCCAGGGACCCGAGGACUCCCCCUCCCGACAGUCCCGUCGCUAUGACUGGUGAAGGCCCCAGGCUCUCAGUCUCUCUUGUACAGGCUGAGAGGCUGAGAGAUCAUCCCAUGAAAUAACGUCCUUCCCAACUUCAUCCCAAUUUAAUAUUAAAUUAACAGGCAAGCUGGUCCCCACCUCUCCCUGGGGGUCUCAGGGAGAACCUUUUACUGCCCCCACCUCCUUUUUCCGUCUUUUCUCCCCUCACCAUGAUGAUCCCACCCACCUUGACUCCACUAACUUGAGUUUUCAUUUUACUGCUCCAUCUCCAAGCCGCCUCAUCUUCCUUGAGCCCCUGCCACACAUUGAAGGUUUUGGGGUGCAAGCUCUGGGUUUAGGGAUCACCAUCCCUCAGCUCCCCUGGACGCUUGCCCAC